AACAUUUCUGUGAACUUUUUGUAUGUAUAUUUCAAGGACCCUGAUUUUAUAGCUAUGAGAAGGGGAGAACUCUAUGGCUUUGCUGACUUAAUAGCUAAUUGUGGAGGACUUCUUGGACUCAGCUGUGGGUUCAGUAUCCUCAGUGUAGCAGAGCUUCUAUUCCACCUCACUCUGCGGUUAUGGAACAAUAAUAAGCGCAGGGAAGAAGAAGUCAGUAAGAGUGUUGUACCGAACAUUCAAGUGCAGAAAAAUAUGCCACCAGUCUGGACCCAUAAAUUCCUUUAUUAAUAUCUUCAUGAUUAUUUGGAACACUUUAGCUGACAUUUUUGAGGAAAUAGGAUCUUGAUGUCUUUGUACAAUGUAUAUUAACAACAACAAAAUAAAAGUAAUUUUGAUAAGCAAGACACAACUAAACUGACGAUUGAACCUAUUUGGCAUAUUUAAAAUUAGUAUUAAGUUACUGUGAGUACUGAACAUUGUGUACAUACUACAAGCUCUUGCUCUCAACACUUCUA
Molecule: messenger RNA, 515 nt
Organism: Homalodisca vitripennis (glassy-winged sharpshooter)
Lineage: Eukaryota; Metazoa; Arthropoda; Insecta; Hemiptera; Cicadellidae
Product: pickpocket protein 28-like
Exons: 2
Coding region: 55-288 (77 amino acids)
Biological process (GO): sodium ion transport
Cellular component (GO): membrane
Molecular function (GO): sodium channel activity
Source: RefSeq, a predicted model, not a curated record